AUGGGUUUGGCAGCUACAAGGACGAAGCAGCGGUUCGGGAUGGACCCCAGAAACACGGCGUGGAGCAACGACACGUCAAGAUUCGGACACCAGUUUCUAGAGAAGCUGGGAUGGAAGCCAGGGAUGGGCCUUGGGCUUUCUCCUAUGGACUCGCCUACGUCGCAUAUCAAAGUGUCGAUUAAGGACGACAACGUGGGGCUGGGCGCCAAACUGAAGCGUAAGGAGAGGAAGGACGAGUUCGACAACGGCGAGUGCGCCGGGUUGGACGUUUUCCAGCGGAUUCUAGGUCGUUUGAACGGCAAAGAAAGCGAGAUCUCGCAAGAAUUGGACACGCAGAGGAAGCAGAAGAUCAUCGACGGGAAGUGGGGGAUCCAUUUUGUCAAGGGAGAAGUCCUGGCAAGCACCUGGGACCCGAAGACUCACAAACUCAGAAACUAUUCUAAUGCAAAGAAAAGAAAGAGCGACGACGACGACGACGACGACGACGACGACGACGACGAAGACAAGAGUGAGAAGAAGAAGCACAAAAAACACAAGAAGGACAAAAAGGAGCACAAGAAGCACAAGAAGGAGCACAAGAAGCACAAGAAGGAGGAGAAGAAGAAGCUGAAAAAGGAGAAAAAGGCCAAGGAGACGAAACGUACAUCGAAGUUGAAAUCCAGCGAGUCUGCGUCCAAUAUUCCUGAUUCGGUGAACACGAGGCUGUCGGUGCGCUCCAAAUGGAUCAGACAAAAGAGGGCAGCACUAAUGGACUCCAAGGCGCUGAAUGAGAUCUUCAUGAUUACAAACGACUAG
Messenger RNA from Saccharomyces eubayanus, 795 nucleotides. It is a transcript of the gene PXR1, whose product is annotated as telomerase inhibitor. Bases 1 to 795 code for a protein of 264 amino acids. The record is from RefSeq and is a predicted model, not a curated record. The transcript has a single exon. Gene Ontology annotation, molecular function: nucleic acid binding. Lineage: Eukaryota; Fungi; Ascomycota; Saccharomycetes; Saccharomycetales; Saccharomycetaceae.